Messenger RNA from Pocillopora verrucosa, 2391 nucleotides. The record is from RefSeq and is a predicted model, not a curated record. NCBI's taxonomy places the organism in Eukaryota, Metazoa, Cnidaria, Anthozoa, Scleractinia, Pocilloporidae.
AUGGAGACACUGAAAACAGGAGGGAUAGAGAGUGGAAACUACUCGGUGUUGUCAGUUGACAGCAAGUAUAAUCAACUACUUGUAGGAGCAAGAAUUCACCCUGUUAUAGGGAUGGAUCCCAGAAGUUUGACAGAAUGGGAAGGAGGAAGCCGAGGGAGGGGUUUAAAUGGUUCUUGUCAUAACUAUGUGAAGUUAAUGCUGCCAUUUGAGGAGAGGAUAUUUAUCUGUCUGACAGUGGGCUGCACCUGGAGAAAUAGGACAAAUUUGGAUGCAGCUCCAGGCAGAGAUAGAAAUCAGAAUGUGUUUAUAAAUGAUGAAAAUUAUUAUAGCAGACCAAGUCAAAAUGACACAGGUGUCAUAACAGAAGAUGGAAGAGUCUUCAGAGGAACAAUAAAUAAGGCAACAAGAUUAUCCAUGAUUUAUUGUAAGAGUUUUAAGCCCAGAAUUGGAGAACUGGCCACUGAUUUUAUGUCUGAAAGAGAACUUUACUCUGAUGUACAUUUUGUCAAGAGUUUCAUCAUUGGGAAUUACGUGUAUGUCUUUUUUCGUGAGGGAACAUUGGAAUGCACAAGCUGUGGAAAGUAUAAAGUCUCCAGGGUAGCACGUAUAUGUAAGGGUGACUAUGGUGGUCAGUUUAAACUCAGAAAGUUAUUUAUAACGUACCAGAAGGCCAAACUUAUUUGUUCUGAUGGAGGAGAAUAUCCAGUUUAUUUCAACGAAAUUCAGGAUGUUUGGUGGGAUUCAGAAACCAACCUGUUUCAUACAAUUUUCACCUCUCAUCCCAAUGGCCCGUCAUCAUCAGCGAUAUGUGUGUACAAUUUGACGGAUGUCAACAAUGUUUUUCACACGAGUCCUCUCAAGAGUAGAGAGGCAGGAAGUGGAAAGUGGGUGACCUUGGAGAACAAAUUUAGAAAGUAUUUUGAGGGGUGCAAAAUAAACAAGACGUACUUGAUUCCUAAACCCCGUCCAGUCCCAGACGGUUUGAUGGGAACGAAGAACAUGCUUUUUAAAGUGUAUCAAGACCUCUUGCACGAUCCUCUUAUGCGUGAUCCAGUGCUACCCACCAGCCUCGACUCGGUUCAAAACCAAGGGAACAAAGCCUGGUUUGUCAAAGAUGGGAUCAGGAUGACAGCCAUUGUUCUGGACAAAGUUGGUGAACACACUGUUGUAUACACAUCAACAGACCGAGGAUCUGUGCUUAAAAUUUCACAAGUUGCUGGCCUUCUUCAACCCUGCCUUCUCACCGAAAUCGACCUUUUUCCGAUCAACAGACAAGAAGUCAUAAAAGCUAUGACGAUUGAUCCAAAACAGCAUGUCCUGUACCUCGGCUCAGACACAGCUCUUAAAAAGUUGAGGUUGAAGCAGUGUGGCAAUCACACGGACCGUAGGUCCUGUUCAUCUGCUAUUGAUCCUCAUUGUACAUGGAUGAAGAAAACAAGGCGUUGUGUUUCAGUUCUAUCUUUAAGAGAGGAAUUGGGAAAAGGCUGGAGUACUUGUCCAAAGAAAAUAGAACUAAUCGCAAGGUCCCCUUGGAAAACUUGUGAAGGCAGUGAUGGAAAUCUUUGUCGAUGUCAAGCUCGUCCCUGCCAGGACAGGCUAAACUCGUCCUGUCAGGGUGGAUACGAAUUACGAUUUGAAAACUGCACAGUGGACAUAAAUGUCGGAUGGGAAGGGAGAGAGGAAUGGGAGAAGUCUGGUGUGCAACACGGCAACUGGGGUGCAUGGGAUACUUGGACGGAUUGUGAAACAAAGCCAUGGGUUGGGGUAAGAAAGCGGACAAGAAACUGUACUAAUCCGGUCCCCAGGAGAGGAGGGAGACCGUGUGUAGGAGAGGCUGUGCAAUAUGAGUCCUGUAACUUGGGAAAACACGGUAAGAAGUACUGUUGUGAUAUUUUUCCUGUGUUAGAGGGAGAAUGGAAAGCUUGGCGCGAUUGGGGUCAGUGUUCUGGGGAAGGAUUUCAAAUAAGAAGAAGAGACUGUAAAGUGGAGCCUUGUGUUGGAGAAAAGUUACAAGAAAGAAGCUGUGAGCCAACUUCACACAGCAACUGUAAAGGUGAACUCGACACUAAUAGCUGGGACGUGUGGUCUGUGUGCGAGUGUAAUCAUGAUCUAAAACUGCCUGACGGGAGUGGUGUCAGGUCUCGGCAACUUAAGUGCCGAAGGGACUGUCCCAACUCAGUGGAAUGUCCUAAUACCGUCCAGUAUGGAACUUGCAAUUGUAGUACUGCCGUCUCCGGAACUGACACGGUAGCGGUUGCCAUCGGGCUGAUAAUUGGCGUUGUGCUGAUCAUCGGCGUUGUGCUGAUCAUCUUGGUAGUUCCGGGUUAUUGUUACCUCAAACGAAAACAGCAGGAACAACCGACAUCAUACGAUGUUCCAAAAACUCCUUAA